Exophiala bonariae is the source of this 519-nucleotide messenger RNA. RefSeq lists its product as uncharacterized. NCBI's taxonomy places the organism in Eukaryota, Fungi, Ascomycota, Eurotiomycetes, Chaetothyriales, Herpotrichiellaceae. The record is from RefSeq and is a predicted model, not a curated record. Bases 1 to 519 code for a protein of 172 amino acids. The transcript has a single exon.
AUGGGUUCGGUCUCAAACGAAAUCGUCAACUGCCUCUUCUUCGGCACCGAGUCUGAAGACGCAGCAAACUUCUACGUCUCCAUUUUCCCCAACUCCAAGAUCAAGGCCAUCGCACGCUUCCCAGACUUGGGCGAUGGAAACCCCAACCCAUCACACAAACCGGGCUCCGUGCUGACCGUCAACUUCACUUUGAACGGCAAGGAAUUCACCGCGCUGAAUUCAAAGCCGUCGUCUAUCCAGUUCAACGAGUCUGUCAGCUUUCAGAUCAUGUGUGACACGCAGGAGGAGGUCGACCAUUACUGGGACAAGUUGAGCGAAGGAGGGGAUCCUAAGACCCAGAUGUGCGGCUGGUUGAAGGACAAGUUUGGGGUCAGCUGGCAGGUGGUGCCGAAACUGUUGCCCGAGAUCUUCAGUACAGGUGAUCCUGAGAAGUCGGCGAGGUCCAUGAAGGCGUUCUCAGCCAUGAAGAAGAUAAAUAUUCAGGCGGUUCGUGAUGCUGCUGAAGGGAAAGGCUCUUAG